Messenger RNA from Rhizophagus irregularis DAOM 181602=DAOM 197198, 516 nucleotides. The record is from RefSeq and is a predicted model, not a curated record. NCBI's taxonomy places the organism in Eukaryota, Fungi, Glomeromycota, Glomeromycetes, Glomerales, Glomeraceae.
GAAAAAGUAUUGUAAAUCAUUCCUGAUGGUAUUGAAGAAGGAUAUUUUAUUUUAAUGCUAAUAUAUAUCGUGAUAUUAGAAAAAUAUAUUCAAAAGUUUCAGCCCAGUUUUGAUUCAUUUCUAACCAACCAUUACGGAAGAGCUUCUCUCCAUUAGCCAAAUACAUAUUAAUUUCUUCUGCCAGAACGGCUAUGAAAAAAUCAUUACCAUUUCGUAAGAGUGAUGCACAAAAACUCCAUAGAAUAGAUGUUAACAAGGCAAGUAAAUUGUGGGAGUGGUUUGUUCAAACUAAAUGGAUUCAAAAUUACGUGAAGAAAUGUUACUUCUAUUCCACCUCCAAAAAGAAGGAAAUAUUCUGAUUUCCCCAUUCUGAUGAACGAAAAUAUCAGUUUUAUCGUUUCUCCACUUCCUUACAUUACAUUAUGAACUCAUCAAAAUUAUCAAUUAUUGAUUCUAUUUAUUGCUAUUUAUCUAAAAAAUUUUUACGAUCCAUAUACAUCUGAAUAGAUCAUAUCA